Messenger RNA from Drosophila miranda, 6089 nucleotides. RefSeq lists its product as uncharacterized. The transcript is spliced from 10 exons. The record is from RefSeq and is a predicted model, not a curated record. The coding region runs from base 124 to 5931 and encodes 1935 amino acids. Gene Ontology annotation, molecular function: zinc ion binding. Lineage: Eukaryota; Metazoa; Arthropoda; Insecta; Diptera; Drosophilidae.
UUUCUAUCUCUACUUCGGCGUCGUUUUGCUAUUACGCCUAAAAGUGCCGCGAUUUUGGUGCAAGCUUUGAUUGAAAAAUAAUUUGUUAAGUGAAAUAUUACGCCUCAAGUAAACGUAUGAAGCAUGAAGCAUUUUGAUCGCCAAUUUGUGGCGGGCCAGCUGAAGAAAUUGCUGCGCUGCCCAAAAUGCCACAGCGACUAUGCCCUCAAUAGUACUAAGGGAUACGAGAACCACCGUCCCUUCCUGCUGCCCUGCGGCCACAACCUGUGCGAGAAGUGCCUUAAGAACGGCGAAAAACUGCAUUGCGCCGUUUGCUCGGAGCCGGCGCCGCCGACCAUUAACGAACAGGAUUUGAAGGCCAGCUCCGGCUUGCCGUACCAACUGGACUACCAUGUGAUGGGGGAACUGGCUGACUCGGAAAACAUUCGCCGUUCAUCGGCGAGUCAUCAGCAACAGGUGGCGCAAAGCUUCGAAAUAAGCGGUCCCGUGAUCAAGUCGAAGUGCUGCGAGUGCAUAAGCAGCGUGGCCACGCGCCAGUGCAAGCAGUGCAACGCCUUUUACUGCAAGGGCUGCUACGUGGCAGUGCACCAAAACAGUCGCGUGCUGAAGGCGCACGCCUUCAAGUCCCUGAAAGAGGACUAUAAUCCACAUAAUCGCAUGUAUGUGGGCAGUGACGUCUUCCUCAUGCCCUUCCAGAUGAAGUGCAAAGUCCACCACACGCAAUUCAACACCUACUGCCGAGCUUGCAAGAUAACCAUCUGCGGAGAGUGCGCGGACAGUUUUCACACGGGACACAAGGUCCAGCAGCUGUCGGAAAUAAAUCUCCACUUUGUAUCCGAGAUACCGGCCUGCAAGCGCUCCCUGGAAUCUGCGCUGCGCAACAUCCACAACGGCCAGGCGGUGGUGCGCGCGGCCGAUGCGAAGCAGAGCGGCUAUGCCGCCGAGGCGCUGGCCGACAUAACGCAGCUCUUUGGCCAUCUGCAUGGCCUUCUCCAGAUGUCCGAGCUGAAGCUCAUCGAGGGGCUGCGAAAGCCCAGCGUGCCGGCCCAAACGGAGCUGAAGAAAGCCAUGGAACUGCUGAACGGCUACGAGGCUGUGAUCACGCAUCUGCAGCAGUUGCUGCAAAAUGAAGUGCCGAAGGAUAUGUGGCUCAAGGAGCUGUUGCGUCUGACCUACGAGCAUCUGGAUAAAAUUCCCAGCGGCGUGAAAGUGAGCAAGGUGGACGGCAAUCCCUAUCGCUUGCCCAGCCACAAUGUGUUUUUCCAAAAGGUCGAAAAGUGGGCCCAAAUGAUCGAAAAGCAUUUCGAGUGCGACUACAUCGACCCCCGGAUUGUGGUGCGCUUCCAGACCGAGUUCGAUCGCCAGAGCAGCAGCAGCGUGUCCAUCGAGAAUGGCGAGAACUCGUUCUGCCGCAGCUCGAGAAGCGGCAAGGAGGAUAUGUGCCAGCAGCAGGCUGCUAUUCGCAGCCGGAUGCGGGAUCAGAAUAAGAGCCAGAGCCAGGAACAGAACCAAAAGCGUCAGUUCAAGAUUAAUUUCAGAGUAGCCCAGCCAAUGAUCAAUUCGAGUGCAGAAGUGGCCGAGAAAAUCCACAAACAGCCAAAGGAUGAGGAACUUGAGCGAACCUUCUCGGCAAUCGACAUCAGCACGAAUCAAAACGAAGCGAUGGGGGGUAAUCCACCACGCCCCACCGACUGGUUCAAGUCCGAUGCCCUGGUGAGUGUUCUUUCCAUCAAAUCGCCAGAGGACUUUUACGUUCUGGGCAUCGAUGCGGCCGAGGAAUUGCGCCGGGAGAUAGACUCGUAUGUGCCGACGCUCUCCUCCAAGCCCACUACCAUUGUGGUGGGCCAGCACUACAUUGCCUACGAAGAGGGCCAGGAUUUCCUACACCGCGUCCUUGUCCGCCAGAAAGUGACGAAUAUACCCGACACCUACGAUGUCUUUCUGCCCGACAUCGGCCUAAAUAUCAAUGUGCACAGCAGAGACUUCCGUGAACUUCCCUACCGUUUGACCCUGUUUCCAUAUGUGGCGGUCCACUGCAGCCUGAGCGAACUGGAGCCCACGAACAGGGAAUGGGAUGCUCAGGCCAGUGCCCACUUCAAGAUGGUCAUGAAAAACCGUCCUGCACAUUUGGUCGUGAAGCGUCCGGGUGGCACGCAGCAACGGCACGAAGUGGACCUGAUCACCAAGUCCAAGAUUUCUGUGCGCGAAUCCUUUUUGUACUCUGGACUGGCGCGUAGUCGUGGUGGCGCUGCAACGGACCUGGAGUUAUUGGUGGCCCCCAAGGACCAACGCAUCCCCAAGGCUAAGCACCAAAUCGGAGACGUGCUGAUCAUACAAAUGCUCCAUGUGCCUCAUCCCCAAGAGUUCUAUGUGAUGCGCCACAGCUGUGAGAGUGAGCGCUCCGAAUUGGACGACUUGAUGAAAACCACCAUGGACAGCAUGGAACUCGCAGAUUUUGAGACCAUCUUAGUGGGGCGUUUGGAAAUGGCCUGCGCGAUGCAAUUGGAGAACCGUUGGGUGCGCGUUUGCAUCGUGAAUUUGCUGAAAGAUGGGUACGUGAUGGUGCGACUCGUGGACUUUGGAUCCACACAGAAGGUAUACUGGGAUCAGCUGUUCGCGCUGCCCAAGCAAUUCAUGAAAAGAGAACUAUGCAUCAAGUGCUGUCUGGCCGAUGUGGAGACACUGCAAGCGAACGAAUACCUGUGGACGCCGGACGCGAUCGCCUCGUUCAAGAAGCUGACCUCGAAUCCGAAGAUGCAAAUGGAGGUGAUCAGCGUGCACGAGGAUCUGCACCAUGUGGCGUUGGGCAUCGUUCAAUCCGAUUCAGAGCCCCUUAGCGUUGGUGUCCUAAUGGUUUCCCUGGGACACUGCGCUUCGAAUGGUGAAAGCAGCAGGAAGACAGACCCCCUUAACGUGAAUAAAAUGCGCCUCGAUGUGGACACCCGCAACUUCAUGGAUCAGCAGAAGGGGAAUGCCAUCGGGCCAUCGUCGCCGUUUCAGCCAGACAAGUAUCACAAAAAGCAAGUGCACGUUGAGGUACUGUACGUGCGCCAUCCACACGAAUUCUACGUGACUCUGCCCAGCUUCAAGGACUCGAUACAGAAGCUCCAGGAGGCUGUGCAGAAAGACGCUGCCGAUAGGUACCGGAAUAGCCCCAUCAAGUUCGACUGGAAGGAGGGCGAUAUGUGCUAUGUGAAGGCGCGGGCACAGGGCGAUCUGACAGAACUCUGGCACCGAGGCGUGUUGAUGCGCAUCUGUCCACGGACCAAUGAACUCACUUUGCCAAAAUACGAGGUACAACUGCGCGACCUAGGCGAGCUGGUGCGGGAUGUGGAGAAUGUGAGCCUGGCCUCGAUUUCCGAGGAACAGAAACUCAUCGCUGGCAGUGCCCAGCGCUGCCAGCUUCAUGGCAUUCGACCUAAGAACGACCAGUGGACGGAUGACAACAUUGAUUUCUUCAAGGACCAGCUGCAGGCCUACGAUCGGCUAUACACGGUUAGCCAAGGUCGGCAUGGACAGACGCUAAGCGUCGUCUUGUAUGGCUCGCACACGGUUAUUAGCGGGCCCUUUAAUCCGUCGCGAACCAGGUAUGUCAAUGUCAACGAGACACUAGUCCUCGCCAGAAUGGCAGAUAAGGAUCCCGAGCAGGACUGUAAGGAUGACAAAGACCUGAUGCUGGAUGCUGAUGAUGAUGCAAUCACACAUUCUUCGGAAACAGACGCAUCCAGUGAGGAGCUGGAAGACCAGUCGUUGGUCGAUGAAAUCGAAUAUUUAGAGACUGUUGAGAAAAAAUUGCAAAAAAUCAAGUUGGCCUUUGAGCACUGCCACGGUAUGCCACCUAUGGAGCUUCUCAAUGAUCUGGGCCUGUCCACACCCACCACAGGACAGGUGUUGCCGCCCCCGGGCUGGAUGACGUCACGCCCAUGCAAGAAAUACAUUUUCUCAGGCAUUGUCACGAACGUGAACUACGACUGUGCCCCCUAUAUGACCCUGGCCACAGAUAAACCCUUCAUGAAGUACAUGCGCGACCUGCUGGAGAUAUACUUCGCACCGAUGAAUGAGCGUCGCGGCCCCAACACGAUCACCUAUGCGGCGGGACAGCCGGUGCUGGUCACCUAUCAUAUGGACAACUUCCUGUAUCGUGGCAUUGUGCAGAGUCCAAAGAACGCGAAUGGAGAGUAUGCAGUGUACUUCGUGGACUACGGGAACAUCGAGUUGGCGACGGCGGAGGAGCUGUUGCCAUACGCUCCAUUUCCCAAUCUGAAUGCACUCUGCUGGCUGGUGACGAUUCACGGCGUGCGGCCCAAGCGCGGAAGGUACACCAUUUUGGAGAUGGACACCGUGCAUAAGAGCCUCGUCAUGAAAAUGUGCUGUGUGAACGUAAAAGAACACCAUGGACCAAAUAAGAUACCGUCCUGUGAAAUAAAAGUGGAUUCCUUGGACAUAGCCACCAUAAUGGUGGAAAGCGGAAUGGCGGUGCGAGUCGACACACAGAUAGAAAAAAAAGCCAUUUCAACUCCUCGGGCGACUUUGGAUGAGUUUAAGGUCUUCGACGAGCUGAAGACCUUGGCAUCAGGUGGUCCAAAAAAGGGGGUGAACGACAAAACCCAUUCAACGAUCCAGUCCCCGCCGGUUAAGAAGAAGUAUAAUGCAAAACAGAUCAAUGGACAGUUCUUCCAGUUCGAUCAGGACGUUGACUGCCGACAAGCGGCAAAGGAGCUUAGCCCAAUCAGCAUUGGGACACAUCUCGAUAACUUCGAUGUGAAAGAUGGCAUUAACAUAAACCCAUUACGCCCCCAAGAUACCGGCAGCAGUGUGUCAACGGACACUGAGUCCGCCGACAUUGACGUCUAUGAGAAUAAGGAUGACGACAUGCAAAGCUGCCUUAUCGAAGACAUCGGUGUGGGUGAAGACAAUGAAAAGGAAGACAUUGUGGAUGAGGAUGACGGCAAUGAAAAUGAAGACAUUGUGGUUGAGGAUGACGACAAUGAAAAUGAAAAUGAAGAAAUUGUCGUCGAGGAUGACGACUAUGAAAAUGAAGAAAUUGUCGUUGAGGAUGACGGCAAGGAAAAUGAAAACAUUGUCUAUGAAGAUGACGACAAGGAAAGACGCACUGUGGCCGACAGAAAUGCUGAUCAGGUGAAGCCAGACUUUGCUGUUGCCAAGGGUCAGUUGGCUCGCCGCAUUGAGCUGCGCCAUAAGGAAAUGAUGGACAACGCAGGAUUCGCUCCACUGGACACAUCCACAGUUCGGUCUAUCUAUGGCGGGAUGGGCGCCUUCAAAUCCCACAUUCUGCCGUCUGGCGUGAAAGAGUUCCAGUGUUCUAUCGACAGCCUAAUCUCAGAUACAGAAAUUCAAAUUUCGCCAUGUCUAUGUGAGUUCACAAAACGCGAUAUUAGCCUGAUCCAGGAAACAAGCGCCUUGAUAAAUAAGGCAGCGCCAAUUCAUCCGAAGCCGGAUGCCUUGUGUCUGGCACGUUACUCUAAAGAUGAGCUAUGGUACCGUGCGACUGUCAAGGAAGUUCAUAAGACCACUAAACAAGCUACCGUUUAUUACAUUGAUUUUCAUGACACCGAAACGGUGUCCUAUGCACACCUGAAGGAGAUUCCCAAGGAACUGUUUAUGUUUCCGUUGCGUUCAUGCCGCGUUAAACUGCACGGGAUUAAGAGGAACAAGAAAUUCGGAGACAAGACCGUUUAUCAGGCCCUGCAAGCUUGCCUCUCUAAGUAUACGACUGUCUACGCUAGAGUUCAUUACCCCUCGAACUACCAUGCCAGCAAGGGCGAACAUACCGAAGCAGCUUUUGACUCAUCCAGCGACUCCAUUAGGGAUGGUCACAAGCUGAUCGAAGUCGAUCUCUACAAGGAUAGGCACUCGAAGAAGCGACUGUAUGAACCACUUAUUGAAAAUUGGAUGUUCCUGAAAAAGUGAAAAUAAUCCAAAACAUAAAUUCAAAACUUCAAAUUCUCUACAGCAUUUUGAAAAUGCGACUUUACUUUACUUUAAUUUUAAUGGUUACAUACAUAAAGGAAUAUGUAUCGCAGUCUUCAGUUUCAACAUUCUCUUAUUAUACUAGACAUACAAGCAUA